AUGGCCGUCUCUCCUGCCGCGCUGCUUCCGCUUCUCGUCCUCGCCGUCAUCUGCGCGCUCGCCAUGGCUAACAUGGCAGCUGGGGAGACCAGUGCAGGAAGCGGUAAUCUGAGCAUGCAGGUGGGCGUGGGGGCGGGGAAUGGCAGCAGCACAGGUGGUGCGGUGGAGGCUCGGGUCCACGUGGCAACGGUGAUCUCGGUGCCGGGCGUGAGCCUCCCCGUCAGCUUCGACGCCCUCCGCUGCUUCAGCCUUCCCCGGGCGGCGCGCAAGGCGGCGGGAGACGUGCAGGUGUGGUGGCACGGGCUCACGGGCGGCGGCACGGGCGGCGGCAGCAAGAGCGGCGGUGGUUCGCGUGGGAAGGGUGGAGGUGCGGCGUGUAAACAGCUCAGGUUCUUCGCCAACCCGGCCUGCAAGGGCAAGGCGCUGGAUGAGGUGCUGCAGCCGCAGUUUGCCGCUCUAAGGAAAUUCUUCCACGUGCCCAGCAACACCACAACUCUGUGUGCUCUCCUGUGCUCCACAUCACCCGAGAGCCCGCAUUGCUUGAUUCUCCUCGCUGCUCAUUGUCUUACCCCCAUGUUGCUCUCACCCCAUGUUGGUCUUAACCCCCAUGUUGCUCUUACCCUUAUGUUGCUCUUACUCCCAUGUUGUUCUUACCCUUAUGUUGCUCUUACCCCCGUGUUGUUCUUACCCUUAUGUUGCUCUUACCCUUAUCUUGCUCUUUCCCUUAUGUUGCUCUUACCCCAUGUUGCUCUUACCCCCGUGUUGCUCUUACCCCAUGUUGCUCUUACCCCCGUGUUGCUCUUACCCCCGUGUUGCUCUUACCCCCGUGUUGCUCUUACCCCAUGUUGCUCUUACCCCCGUGUUGCUCUUACCCCCGUGUUGCUCUUACCCCCGUGUUGCUCUUACCCCCGUGUUGCUCUUACCCCCGUGUUGCUCUUACCCCCGUGUUGCUCUUACCCCCGUGUUGCUCUUACCCCCGUGUUGCUCUUACCCCCGUGUUGCUCUUACCCCCGUGUUGCUCUUACCCCCGUGUUGCUCUUACCCCCGUGUUGCUCUUACCCCCGUGUUGCUCUUACCCCCGUGUUGCUCUUACCCCCGUGUUGCUCUUACCCCCGUGUUGCUCUUACCCCCGUGUUGCUCUUACCCCCGUGUUGCUCUUACCCCCGUGUUGCUCUUACCCCCGUGUUGCUCUUACCCCCGUGUUGCUCUUACCCCCGUGUUGCUCUUACCCCCGUGUUGCUCUUACCCCCGUGUUGCUCUUACCCCCGUGUUGCUCUUACCCCCGUGUUGCUCUUACCCCCGUGUUGCUCUUACCCCCGUGUUGCUCUUACCCCAUGUUGCUCUUACCCCCGUGUUGCUCUUACCCCCGUGUUGCUCUUACCCCCGUGUUGCUCUUACCCCCGUGUUGCUCUUACCCCAUGUUGCUCUUACCCCCGUGUUGCUCUUACCCCCGUGUUGCUCUUACCCCCGUGUUGCUCUUACCCCCGUGUUGCUCUUACCCCCGUGUUGCUCUUACCCCCGUGUUGCUCUUACCCCCGUGUUGCUCUUACCCCCGUGUUGCUCUUACCCCCGUGUUGCUCUUACCCCCGUGUUGCUCUUACCCCCGUGUUGCUCUUACCCCCGUGUUGCUCUUACCCCCGUGUUGCUCUUACCCCCGUGUUGCUCUUACCUGUUGCUCUUACCCCAUGUUCUUCUCACUGCCGCAUUGCACACACGUGUCCCUGUACUACCCACAUGACUCUCUUCUCACCCCAUGCUGCCAGAAAUCACCUGCCAGCACGCCACGUGUCCCGCCAACUCCACGUGCAUGCCAACGACUGA
Closterium sp. Naga37s-1 is the source of this 1821-nucleotide messenger RNA. The record is from the annotation of a GenBank genome assembly. NCBI's taxonomy places the organism in Eukaryota, Viridiplantae, Streptophyta, Zygnematophyceae, Desmidiales, Closteriaceae.